Molecule: messenger RNA, 2794 nt
Organism: Nylanderia fulva
Lineage: Eukaryota; Metazoa; Arthropoda; Insecta; Hymenoptera; Formicidae
Source: RefSeq, a predicted model, not a curated record
UUAAUUAUUUAAAUGAUUGGUUCGAUAACGCUUAUUUUGAUUUAACUGUCGUAUAAAAGAUAAGUUGCGAGUUGCGACACCGCCUUGCGACUAAAUAUAGUACCAACUUAACGCAACGAGUUAACGAACUCAUUCUGUUAUUGUUCCGUGAUCGAUGAUCAUUCGUUGAAGUUCGUUGAAUGUUGAACUGUGCUUGUGAUAAUAUUUGUUCUUCUGGAGGCCUAUUCUGUAACUUUUAACAAAUGCGUUAUAACUGUAACGCAUGCGUUAGUCGUCGUAUCGUCGACGAAUUCAUGGUUAACAAAUGAAUUAUAGUUAUAACGCAUGCGUUAAAAGUUACAGAAUAAGUCUGCUGGAUCGAUUGCUAUUCUAAUAAAGAAGUCAUCACCAACAAAAAUGAGUGAAAGUCCACCGGAAAGUAGGAAUCGUCGUAGAAAUACGAACAAGCAAAUAAUUAAUGAAUUAGUUAGGCAAUGUAGGAAUCAAAGAAAAUUGGACGAUUUAAGAAAUCGAAUUACUACUGUCUACAAGACAGAGGCUUCAUCCGAUAAAGAGGUUUCAUCCGAUGAAGAGGUUUCAUCCAAUGAAAAGGUUUCAUCCGAUGAAGAGAAUAAUGAAAUGCUGCCCAUUCCAGGGAUUGAAGAUAUUUCUUUAUUAGAAACAAAUUCUGAAGUAUCAACAGAAUCUGAUGCAUCUAUCGAUCAACUUGAAAAUGAAAAUAUGGAUGAUAACAAUAAUUAUAAUAAUGACAAUGACAGUGAAUUACAUUUUGAAGAUGAGAAUAAUGACAGCGAAGGAAGUGUUGAAAUUAAUGAUGCUAACAGAUAUAGUAACGAUGAAGAAAAUGAUGAUUUAAUGAUUGAAUUUGAAAAUGACGAACAGAGAGGACGCUAUGUUUUAAAAACAUUGAGGGAGUGGGCCCUUGAAGGAGGUGUGUUAUCUAUGAAGAAGUUAAAUGAUUUACUUCGUAGAUUGAGAGUAUUGUUUCCCAUCUUACCUAAAAGCUACAAAACCUUACUCCAAACUUCUCGAGAUUUAGAUAUUGAUCGAUUACCUGAUGGAUCUCAAAUGUGGUACAAGAGUAUAAGAACAAACCUUGACAACAUGCUUCUUGAUGAAUAUUUAAAUAUUUACAAUUCUGUUAUUAUUGAUAUCAAUAUGGAUGGCCUUCCAUUGUCUAAAAGUUCUAAAUUAAAAGUUUGGCCAAUUUUAGGUUAUUUAGUAAAUACAGAAAAUGAGCCUUUUAUUAUUGGUUUGUACUUUGGUGAUCAUGAUCCUGUUGACAUACAUUUUUAUCUGCACAAAUUCGUAAAUGAGCUCGAAGAUUUAUUGGAAAAUGGAUAUAUUCGGGAUAAUUGUACAUAUCCAUUCAUAAUAAGAAAUUAUGUUCUUGAUGCACCAGCUCGCUCAUUGGUGAAACGCUGUGUUAGUCAUGGAGGUUAUGGAGCUUGUGAAAAAUGCACAUGUGUUGGUGAAUAUGUUGCGGAUCGUAUAGUUUAUACAAAUCUGAAUGCUCCAUUGCGAACUGAUCAUUCAUUUAUUAUUCAAGAAGAUCCACUUCAUCAUAUAUGCCGUUCUAUUCUAAAGAGAGUAGAUACAGGAAUGGUGUCUCAAUUUAGAUUGGAUUCAUUUCAUUUAGUUUGGCAUGGAGUUUUCAAACGAUUAUGGAUGGUAUGGAUGCAAUGGAAUGGGCCAUGGAAACUUAACAAGUUCUCCAGAAAAAAUAUUUCUAACAAUCUAAAUUUUUUGAGGGAUUUCUGUCCAAGUGAUUUUUGCAGACUACCAAGAUCAAUUGAUGACUGGAAAAUGUACAAAGCUACAGAAGAGAGACGAUUAUGUCUUUAUGAUGGACUCCUAAUAUUUCGAAAUAAUUUGCAAGAAAAUGUUUAUAAAAACUAUCUCUUACUUCAAGCUGCCCUGUAUAUUCUCUCUAGUCCUUUACAUGUUAAUGUAUUGAAUGACUUUGCUAAUGAAUUGCUUAGAGCAUUUAUUAAGCAUUGUAUAGAAUUGUACGGGAAACGUUUUGUGGUAUAUAAUGUUCAUUCGCUUUCUCAUUUAGCUCAAGAAUGUGCAGAGCAUGGUUCUCUGGAGAAUUUUAGUUCUUUUAUGUUUGAAAAUCGCUUAAAAUCAAUCAAAAGUAGCCUAAAAUCUGGAUAUAAACCACUGCAACAAGCUGUAUUACGGGAUUUAGAACGAGUCAGAGCAAUAAAAAUUAAAUUAAAAGCUAAAGAGAAGAUUAUUCACCUUUCUCACAGACAUGAGGAUGCAGAAGAACAAUUACCAGGAACACACUUUCGGUGUCUUUCUAUUGAUAGUAUGGUAUUACGGAUUGAUAUAAAGAACUGUUGCUUCUGCACAACAGAUGGAAAUGUUUACAUUUUAAGGAACAUUGUAAAGCAAGAGAGAAGAGUGAUGCUUGUUUGUAACAAGUUUCAGGAUAUAGGCGAUUUUUAUACAUAUCCUUUUCCAUCCUCUCGAUUAGGUAUUGUGAGAGUUUCUCAAAUAGAUGACGAAAGGUUCAUUGUGCCAUUGCAUGAUGUUCAUGCUAAAUGUUGGUUAAUGCCCUAUUCCGAUGAUUGUUUUUUAUGUGUUCCUCUUCUCCAUACAAUAUUAUUCCAAUAAUAUUUGAGAUUUUUUCUGUUAAGGUAUGCAAUAUAAGUAGUAAUCUUAGUAUAGGUUUACAAAUUUUUUCAAAUGAAACCAUUUGUCAUUACGUGGAAAGUGUAAUUUGUGACAUGAAAAAGUGACAAGAAAAAAGUUUUUAUAUUUUAUGCUUAUUGUAAUUUUAUGUGUU